Macrosiphum euphorbiae (potato aphid) is the source of this 441-nucleotide messenger RNA. The record is from the annotation of a GenBank genome assembly. NCBI's taxonomy places the organism in Eukaryota, Metazoa, Arthropoda, Insecta, Hemiptera, Aphididae.
AUGAUCAAAAAUAGUUUGUUUUACAGCAUUUGCGAAACGGAUACUAUUGCACGAAAUGGAAACUUGAAUAACAAACUUUGUGUAACUCUAUCAAAUUACGUGGAGUUCGGUCCGAUGGACGAACGAAACAAACGACUUCCAUUAAAGCGGACACGAAAUGCGAAGCGCAAAUGGCAAGUCACACCUAAUCGGCCGUCGAUAACAACGGUUCCACGCAUAAUUACACGUAACACCUCUAAAGUCAGUUACGAAUUUUCGGUGCGCAGUUCCAUAAUCAUUCCGGGGCUAUAUCACGCUCAUAUACUAUUUAUUGUCUUUCGAUGUAAUUAUUCUGCUCAAAGUCCAAGAUUAUCAUGCGUAAUGGUGGCAAUCGCCAUCAAUUCGUCAGCCGUUCCGUGUCUAAUACUCAUUCAUUACAGUAUUCAGUGUUGUAUUACUUAG